Molecule: messenger RNA, 3337 nt
Organism: Leucoraja erinaceus (little skate)
Lineage: Eukaryota; Metazoa; Chordata; Chondrichthyes; Rajiformes; Rajidae
Product: NACHT, LRR and PYD domains-containing protein 3-like
Exons: 8
Cellular component (GO): cytoplasm
Source: RefSeq, a predicted model, not a curated record
CUGUGAAGUGGGACUGGUGGUGGUACUGCAGACAUCACCUGACAUCAUGGAGACCCUGCAGAGUCCAGGCCUGGGAUAUAAUCCUUCUAUUCUGGAAUGGGAACUCCAGGGAUGUGGUGGAAUGUGCAUGGGAGCAGUGGGGAUUACAGAGUUGGGACGUUUGCAGUUGGCCCAUGAAAUGGUUUAAUUCCCGGUCCAGCUAGUGGGGAAUUUGGCAAUGGGUAACAUGGUGGUGUGGAAGCUUUUGUCCUGGAUGGCAGGGUUGUGGGAAGAAUAGGGCCAGCAGAGUGUGACAGUAAUUCCCCAUCAGUGGGUAUUUUUCCUCUUUCUCUGUGAGUUGAAGCCUCCAAACAGGUGAGAUGUGGAUGUUGGGGAUUGGCCGUGUUUGGUCUGGAAUAGUGAUACGGUGAUCAGGGUGUUUGAAAGCUUCAGGGAUCUGGCACAAAUGAUGAAUUGCUGCCUUGGAUAGAUCAGAUAGUCUUAUGGAUGACAGGGCAGACAUGAAGAGCUUGGUGGUCUACUUUUCUUGUUUGUUAAUUUGCAGGGGUUUACCAUCUUGUUUGGAUGGGGUGUUUUCCACAUCUCCGCUGCACUGUAAUGCUGUUUGUUGGUUCACAAGGCAAUGUUUUCCUUCACAUUCAAUUGUCACCUGAUGGUUCUGUUAAUAUUGUUUAUUCCAGAGCUACAGAGUUUGUGAACGCCUGUCGACAUCAUGGCUGAAGGUGGUAACUGGGAAGGUGAUUCAGUGGCCUCUACAUCAAAGAAACAAACAGGUGGGAAAUUAACUAAAGUGGGCAAGAUCCUCAAAAGACUUUGGCCAGGCACCUCAUCAAAGAACGAUGGUCAGAACACAGGAACAACGACAGAAAAGCAAAGUGGGAUUGAAAGCAGAACUUCAAUGGAAUGUGAAGCCGCUGAAGAGGAAAGGGAACAAUGUCAGUCCCGAGAAAGAGGAAUAGGAGACGUGGUUCACGCCCCUGGAACUGAAUCAAGUGAUGAAAUCGAAAUCCAUCAUGACCGAGAUUCAUCAAACAAGGAAUCAUCGAGUCCCCUCCAAGGAGCAGAGCAGCAGAAUAUGGUAACACCUAUCCACACCACGGCUGAAGUUGGAAACAGGACUGCGGCUCCAGUGACCUCAACAACAAGGAUGGACACAGAUCUAACUCUUACAUACUUUGAGCUCCUGACACAGUGGAGCGAGUACCAAUUGUUCCAACUGACAAAAUUCUAUCGGGAGAGACUGAAACAAGCGAUUGAAGAAGGGGUUGAACGUCUCAGCUUCAUGAUGAGACAGCAGGGAUGUUUCAGUGAACAAGAACACGGGAGUGUCGCUGAGGUCGUGGUAAAGGGAAACCGCAGAGACAGUUCCACAUUCUUCCUCAGUCUGGUGAUGGAGAAGGGUAACCGUGCCCGGCGGGUGAUGUGGGAAUCCUUUGUGAAAAUGCAGAACGAAUUACCAAAGCUGAACAAAAUACUGAAAGAAAUCCAGGAGCUCGGUCCUGAUCCCGAAGAAUACAUGCACAUCCUCAGAGGUUUAUCUGAAUUACCCUCUCAUAUGGAAGAUGUUCAACAGAAACACAAGGAGUCACUGAAGGCACAGACUGAAAGACUGAGCGUGAACACGAUCCUGAUGAAGGAGAAGGUUCAGGAUUCCCUGCUGCUUGAUCGAUACGCUGAGCUCACAAUCAUCUCCACUGUUCGAGAUCGGACACUGGUGGAACAUGAGCUGCUGGCAAGAGGCCGGGACCAUGAAGAGUGGAGAGAGGAAUGUCUCUCAUGAAAGAGUGAGAGAAAUUGGAGAAAAAAGUCAAGCGGAUUGUUCCACAGCAGCUUUACCCGGAGUAAAUCUCGAUCUGGGAGUUCAACAACAGUAGCUGGAGUCGCGGGGAUCGGAAAAACAACAAUGGUGCAAAAGAUUGUUCAUGACUGGGCCACAGGGAAAAUAUACCAACACUUCCACUUUGUCUUCAGUUUCAAAUUCCGGGAUUUGAACAUGAUUAGAGACAGAAUAAACCUGAGGGAACUGAUUCUGGAACAGUAUCCACACUUUGGGAAUAUGCUAGGAGAGAUCUGGAAGAACCCAGAGGGGUUGCUCUUUAUAUUUGACGGUUUGGAUGAAUUCAAGGGCAGAAUCGAUUUUGCUGACAGUCGGAGAGACACAGAACCUAAGCACCAGUGCCCAGAUCCCGAGUGGUGGUGUGAAGUGUCUGACAUUGUGUACAGUUUAAUCCAGCACAAGCUGCUCCCAGGGUGUUCAGUGCUAGUCACCACCCGUCCCACUGCGUUACAUUUACUGGAAAAGGCAAAGAUCAGUGUCUGGGCUGAAAUCUUGGGAUUUGUUUGCGAGGAACGGAAGGAAUAUUUCACGAGGUAUUUUGAAGAUCAUACGGUGGCAGCAGCUGUUUUCAAACAUGUGGAGGAGAACGAGAUCCUGUACACCAUGAGCUACAACCCCUCCUACUGCUGGAUCCUUGUCCUGACAUUGGGCCCCUUCUUCAGACAAACACACCGGGACCCGCAGCGAGUUCCGAAGACAAUCACACAACUAUAUUGCUACUUUAUUUACAACAUCCUGAAAAACCACAGCCGUGAGAUUGAGAACCUCCGUGAGGUGUUACUGAGGGUUGGUCAGAUGGCCUUCGCUGGGGUGGCUGAGAAGAACAUUGUGUUCACAGAUGGAGAUUUGAUCAAAUACAAUCUGCAGCCUUCCCAGUUCCUGUCCGGGUUCCUGAUGGAACUUUUGGAGAGAGAGGAUUCAGCCCGGAGCGUGGUGUACACCUUCCCGCACCUCACCAUCCAAGAGUUUGUAGCCGCACUCGCACAAUUCCUGACUGUAGAUCCCAGGAAUAUUGUGAAACUCCUGUCUGAAGCCCAUAGCACGAUAGACGGGCGAUUUGAAGUGUUUCUCCGUUUUGUCGCCGGUCUCUCCUCCUCACGGUCAACUCGAGUCCUGGAGGAGUUUCUGGGUCCAUUUCCUAAUGAAACAACCUGCCGAGUGAUUGACUGGGUGAAGGAGGAGGUUAAACGCCGGGCUGGAAACACAACGAGUGAAACUGGUCAAAGGAGCCUCCUGAACACGUUGCACUACCUGUUUGAGUCUCAGAAUCCUGCACUGACUCAGCAGACACUGGGAUCUGUGGAAACACUUUCAUUCAGUGGACUGGGACUGACCCCGGUUGACUGUGCGGUCCUGUCUCAUGUCAUCAGGCUCUGUGAUACAAUCAAACGCCUCGAUCUGUCAGACUGCCGCAUUCAGUGUGAAGGUCUCCAGCGGCUGGGACCGGUUCUGCACAAGUGUCAGCAAUUGAGGUAACUGUCCGUUUGUCGCUAACACUGA